Molecule: messenger RNA, 1842 nt
Organism: Sabethes cyaneus
Lineage: Eukaryota; Metazoa; Arthropoda; Insecta; Diptera; Culicidae
Product: probable cytochrome P450 6a14
Exons: 2
Coding region: 36-1562 (508 amino acids)
Molecular function (GO): oxidoreductase activity, acting on paired donors, with incorporation or reduction of molecular oxygen; heme binding; iron ion binding
Source: RefSeq, a predicted model, not a curated record
CGUUCAGUUCGGUUCAAUAUUCUAUCAUCUAGCCGAUGAUGGGCUCGUUAAACACGUUUCUCUAUUUGCUGCUUCCGGCACUAGUGCUGCUGUACGUGUACAUCCGCCGUAAGUUUUCCUACUGGGCCGAACGGAAUGUUCCGCACGCACCGGGAGCCCCACCGAUGGGGUCCUUCAACGGGAUGGGCACCAAGUAUCAUAUGAACGAAAUACUCGAUCGGGUGUACCAGCGCUUCAAACGGACCGGCAUAUCGUCGACGGCAGCUGGAAUGUACAUAGGCUUCAGUCCAAUGUUGGUGAUAUACGAUCUGGAUCUAGUAAAGCAGAUUCUGGUCAAAGAUUUUAAUUCGUUUCGUGAUCGAGGAAUGUAUUACAACGAAAAGGAUGAUCCAUUGUCGGCCCAUCUUUUUGCGAUCGAAGGUGAGAAGUGGCGGUUUUUGAGAAACAAGCUAAGUCCAACAUUUACGUCCGGCAAAAUAAAAUACAUGUUCCAUACCAUUAAGGACAUAGGAGAUGAACUUCUGGGUUGUUUCGAUAAGUACAUUGAAAGUAAGAAGCCAGCAAACGUGAAAGCAAUAGCCCAGCGAUUCACCUGUGACGUGAUCGGAUCGUGUGCCUUCGGAUUGGAGUGCAACACACUGAAGAAUGAAGGUUCAAAACUGCUAACUAUUGGCGACGCGGUAUUUAAACCCGGUCGGAUCAGAACAAUGUGGAUGUUCGUUUUGGUUAGCUAUCGCGAUCUGUCAAGAAAGUUGGGAUUUAAACAACUACAGAGUGAUGUUACGAACUACUUCAUGGGCGUGAUUCAGAACACAAUCAAUUACCGAGAGGAAAAUAAAAUAACUCGACAGGAUUUUCUGCAAUUGUUGAUACAAUUGAAAAAUAAGGGAACUAUUGAGGAACAUGAAGAGGAAUCGAAAGAAACUAUCACGCUGAACGAAGCAGCAGCACAAGCUUUCCUAUUUUUCGUAGCGGGAUUCGAAACCUCAUCGGCCGCACUAUCCUUUGCUCUGUACGAGUUGGCCGCUCAUCCGGAUAUUCAGGAUAAGACGAGAGAGGAAAUCAAACGCGUUCUUGCGUUGCACGGUGGGCACAUAACUUAUGAAGCCCUGAGAGAUAUGACCUACUUGGAUCAAGUUGUCAAUGAAACCCUUCGCAAGUAUCCUCCCGUGGGCAAUGUUUUCCGCAUUGCAAACGAGUCGUAUCGUUUAACCAAUCCGGAUGUAACCAUAGAAAAGGGUAACAUCGUAAUCGUUCCCAUCUAUUCGAUCCAUCACGAUCCGGAAAUCUAUCCGGAUCCGGACCGUUUCGAUCCGGAGCGCUUCGCGCCGGAUCAAAUCGCGGCACGACACAGCCACAGUUUCCUGCCGUUCGGUGACGGACCACGCAACUGCAUCGGAAUGCGUUUCGGACUGCUGGAAAUUAAAUUCGCAAUCGUACAGCUGCUGAACCGGGUUCGGUUCACCGUCAACGAACGCACGAAGGAACCACUGAACAUGAGUGUCAAAUCUACCAUGUUGGAUGUGGAAGGUGGAAUCUGGCUAGACACGAGCCGAAUUUGAAUUGAACAGUUCAUGCAAAAACCUAAAAGUUAGGCUGAAAAUUUACGGCGCACAUGUAAAUAGAUAUGAGAUCAUCCCCGAGAGCAGCUGGGUGUGAGCCGGGUGUGUUCGAUAAGCCAUAUUGGGAGGAAAAGAGCGUAGAUUGUUAGAUUGAGAGGCGCUGGAGAACCGAAGCUCUUCAUUUGAGAAUUUGACGUCAUGCAUUAUGAAUUCCGAUUCGCUAAAAUAUACAUUGCUUGUUCAAUAUUUGUGAAUUAUACCAGUAGUUACAUUAAAAACA